AUGUCAGCACAAGCCUCUGUGGGCCGGAUCAACAAAGAAGCCUUCCUGGUCUCAAUAGGUUUCUUCCUGGGGCUUGCGAUCAUCGGCGUAAUUGGCCAUUUCGUGGUCCGAUUCGGUGUGCAAAGGCACCGCCUACAGAUCGACGAUGGACUAAUCACCUUGUCAUUUGUCUUUCUCCUUGCAAGUCAAAUAAUCAUUUACAACAGAGUGGUCAACCCAAUGUUCUUGAUGGCCGCUGUCCAAAAUGGUGUCCCAGGCGUUCAGGCACCUUUAGACGCAGUGGAAAUAUCAGAAACCUAUCACAGGUGGACAGUGGCAUCUCUGAUGAUUAGCUGGUGCUCAAUCUGUGCGGUCAAGUUCUUCUUCCUAAUAUUUUUCAAAAGAUUGAUUGAUCGCUUGCGCCCAUGGCAAAUAUAUUGGUGGAUUGUGUUUACCGUCAAUUUGAUUCUUCUGUCUUUUGGAAUCACUGUCUACUAUGUCAGCUGUCCAUACUGGGGCGACAAAGCCCUCCAAUGUGCUACUGGAAAGUACAUGUCAAAUCUUGUUCGAUACUCCGCAGCCCAAAUCUCCCUAGAUAUCGUGGGAGACCUUCUCAUCUUGGUGAUACCCGUCGGCCUAAUCUGGAAAAUUCGGGUAGAUUGGACCCAGAAACUAGCGCUGGGUAGUUCUCUCUGUCUAACUUUCGUCCUCGUUGCCCUCUCAAUCACACGGGUUGCCGGCCUAAAAUACCACAAAGAAGUCGAUCUCAUCUGGGAAACAUACUGGCAAUCCAUGAGUGCAGAGCUGGGCGUUUUCCUUGCUGCGGCUAGUGCGUUCCGAACAUUCUUCGUAUCGCAGAAGCAGAACAAGCCAUAUAUCCCGACUUAUAGCCAAAGGCUAAAGGGCUCUGCAAAUAAGGGGUCGAUGGGAUCAGAACGCAAGCAAGCUGAUCUCUCUGAUACCUGGGUUGGAACAAAUCCGGCUGUCGGUGGCUUUGAGCGUCUGGCCUCUAAUGGGAAGGACUUCAGUCAACAAGAUGAUCCUGAAUGGCAUGCUAUGCUACCCACCAACUCUUCACGGGGCCCUAGUCCUGUUGAAGAGUUUGAGUGCGUGGAGAAGCCUAAGCCUGUUCGUUUACCAGAUUUUAUUUGA
This is a messenger RNA of Penicillium longicatenatum, 1131 nucleotides long. RefSeq lists its product as uncharacterized. Bases 1 to 1131 code for a protein of 376 amino acids. The record is from RefSeq and is a predicted model, not a curated record. Lineage: Eukaryota; Fungi; Ascomycota; Eurotiomycetes; Eurotiales; Aspergillaceae. The transcript is spliced from 4 exons.